This is a messenger RNA of Meloidogyne enterolobii, 803 nucleotides long. The record is from the annotation of a GenBank genome assembly. NCBI's taxonomy places the organism in Eukaryota, Metazoa, Nematoda, Chromadorea, Rhabditida, Meloidogynidae.
CUGAAUUUGGGACAAAUAUGGGAACUAUGGAUGGAGGAGGAAAUAUUGUACAACAACUUGGGGCUGUACAACAAGUUGGGGGAGUACAGCAACAAAAUAUGAGUGGACAUUUCGAUGGUUCUCAUAAUAUAAUGACUGGAGGGGGUGGUGCACCACAACAGGGACAACAACAAAUAGUUAGUGGAGGUUAUCCAAUGCAACAACCCCAAAUGUUUCAUUCUAAUGUUCCUCAACAACCAACACAGCAGCAACAACAAGCUCAUUUAUCUCAACAACAACAAAUUCAAAUAAACAAUCAAAUGGUUGGGCAACAUCACGGAAUAAUUCCUCAACAACAAAUGAGAAAUGUUCAGAAUAAUAACGGACAACAACAAAUAAUACAACAACAUCCAAACCAACAACAACAACAAUAUAUACAACAAAACAUGCAACAACAAAUACCUAACAAUAACCAACAAACAAUGCUGUCUACAUCUCAACAACAACAACAAACUUCUCAACAACAUUUAAUUCAACAACAAAUAAAUAUGCAACAAAUACAAAGACAACAAGUAGUUUUUUCACAACAAUUACAGCAUCAGCAGCAACAUUUAGCUCAACAACACCACCAACAACAACAAAUAAUGCAACAACAACAUAUUCAACAACAACAAAAUAUGCAGUUUCCUCCACAACAACAACAACAAAUGGGAGUAAUAAAUCCACAACAACAACAACAAUUUAUGAUGUCUCAACAACAACAAAGAAUGGGACAACAUCAACAGCAACCACAACAUCCUCACAAUCAACAUAGACCUUAUUAA